Messenger RNA from Colossoma macropomum (tambaqui), 4867 nucleotides. It is a transcript of the gene arih1l, whose product is annotated as ariadne homolog, ubiquitin-conjugating enzyme E2 binding protein, 1 like. Lineage: Eukaryota; Metazoa; Chordata; Actinopteri; Characiformes; Serrasalmidae. Gene Ontology annotation, molecular function: ubiquitin conjugating enzyme binding; zinc ion binding; ubiquitin protein ligase activity. Gene Ontology annotation, cellular component: nucleus; ubiquitin ligase complex; cytoplasm. Bases 1682 to 3217 code for a protein of 511 amino acids. Gene Ontology annotation, biological process: positive regulation of proteasomal ubiquitin-dependent protein catabolic process; ubiquitin-dependent protein catabolic process; protein polyubiquitination. The transcript is spliced from 14 exons. The record is from RefSeq and is a predicted model, not a curated record.
UUCCGCGGAGUUUUCGGCGAGUUUUGAACCGGGCUGAAGUGGAUAGCAGCCCGGUGGUUUGACACAGGCCGAUGCUGGAAGUCGGCUUCCUAUUCGCCAACUUCUUGUUCGAAUUUUCCCGUUCCACCUUAAGUUUGCGACAGUUACAGUCUGGCACCUCCAGCGCCGGAAUGUAACUGCCGCACCAUUUAAGGUGGAACGGGAAACUUCUGAACGAGAAGCUAAGCUGGCUUCAGCUUCGUACCAAAAACGGAACCUUUAUUUUUAUUGAAACACGUGAUGCCCCUUAAUGUCACAAGCGGCCUUAAAUAAGUUCUCAAACACUGAAAUAUGAACCAAACUCCCAACAUUUCGUCCCAUUAUCACUCAAACUAUCUUAUUUCAUAGUUCAUAGUGGCCCGGUUUAGCACACAUGCUAACUAGCUGCGAAAAAGCUAACGGUUAGCUUAGCUUCCGACAGUUUUGGCAGUUAAGAAAUAUAGUUAACUGCUGUGUUUUAUACCUCUUAAACAUGCUAUGGUCUGAGCAAAAUAACUUUAGUGUUUUAUUUGUAAAUUUUAACCCGCGUUCAAAAGCGCUGUGUGAAUGUUAGCCUAGCUGGCGAGCAUGUUUGCUAAACGCGGGGUAAAAUUGACGUUUUAAACACGAAAAAAGUAACUUAACUCAGGAUUAUACUGUGUUUGUGAGCUAUGACACAUAUCACGGGUGUCUUUAUGAACUGCCACAUUGCCUGAACAGAGGUACUCAGUUAGCACGGUUAGCUUUCAUUCCCAUUUUACGUAGCCAAGUUAGCGUGUGUGCUAGCGCUGACCCAGUUAGCUGUGGGCUAAACCAGGCUGGAGUACUGUGUCUGAGAGUUGGCGUGAUGAAAAGAGAAACAUGAAGAGUAUUUGAUCAUUUAUUUUAGGUCAUUGACAAUAUUGGGAAUCCUUUUACUGUAUGUCCAGCUGCAUAAAAAAGUUUCUGAACUCUUGGAGUUAUCUGGACGUCUGCAUGAACGGCGAAAAUAUUAAAUAAUUUGCCUAAUAAUUUCAUAUCAUAAUGCUAUUACUAGAUCUAAAAUAAACAAAUGGUUGGAAUAACUGAGGUCACUAAUGGAAAAAGUUUGAAAAUAUUAUAUAAGCUGUGUAACAUUUUACCUAGAUAUCGGCGCUGUCCGAAGAAAACAAAUGUCUACAAAAAAUAAUUUUGAAGUGGAGAGCAAAAACAUUAUUAGCUUUUAACGUAAGUUAAAGAGAUUUUAUUCCAAGUCAUUUUGGAGCAUUUCUGUUGGUUCAUUUAUCAUAAAAUUUUUUGCACGAUGUAAAGGACUCAGUUUUCAAAUUAUGUAGUAAAUUAAAAAUAAUCAAAAGUGGAGAUACGUUCUUUGGACAGCAACGAUAUGUAGUAUUAACCAGUUACAUACAUUCUGUGCACUAGCUCAGUGUUGUAGACAACAAUAACGUUUCUGUGUUUCAGAAUACCAUGUUAAAUAUGUUCAUUUUUGAAAGUCUUGCAGAUUUCAUGUGCCUAAUUCUGAUGUCCAGCAUACCAAUGAAAUUUCUAAAAAAACAUGUUAUCCCCAAAUUCAUAGAACCGCAUUCUACUUUUAACAAAAUAAAAUAAAAUCUUGAAUCAUUGUGUUUGAUAAUGCACAAAGUUAUUAUACUCAUCAAAGUAUAAUUUGCUACACCAAGUCUAAAUGUCCAGAUUACUGGACAUUCAAAUUUAUCUCAAAAUUUGUGUGUGCAGAAAUAAAUAUUUUCUAUUUCCUUUUUUUACCUUUCAUGAGAGGGACCUUCUAGAAGGACAUACAUACAAAAACAUUUCUGAAAUAAAUACAGGAUUGCUCAGAAACAGAGUCAGAGUUGGUCAAGGAGGCAGUGAGCGUCUGUCUCAACAGAACCCAGCGACCAUAACCAGAAUACUCCUCAGUCACUUCAACUGGGACAAAGAGAAGCUUAUGGAGAGGUACUUCGAUGGAAAUCUUGAUAAGUUGUUCUCAGAGUGCCAUGUUAUUAACCCCAGCAAGAAGGCAAGGACGCGACCCAUGAGUACACGUUCCUCCAAUCAGGACAUGCACUGCCAGAUCUGCUACCUGAACUACCCACACUCGUACUUCACAGGGCUGGAGUGUGGGCACAAGUUCUGCAUGCAGUGCUGGGGGGACUACCUGACUACCAAAAUCAUUGAGGAGGGAAUGGGUCAAACCAUCUCUUGUCCUGCUUACAGCUGUGAUAUUUUGGUAGAUGACAACACUGUAAUGCGGCUGAUCACGGAUUCAAAAGUGAAGCUGAAGUACCAACAUUUAAUCACGAAUAGUUUUGUAGAGUGUAAUAGACUGUUGAAAUGGUGUCCGGCUCCUGACUGCCAUCACGUGAUUAAGGUCCAGUAUCCAGAUGCCAAACCAGUGCGCUGUAAAUGCGGCAGACAGUUCUGCUUCAACUGUGGAGAAAAUUGGCACGACCCAGUGAAGUGCAAGUGGUUGAGGAAAUGGAUUAAGAAGUGUGACGAUGACAGUGAAACAUCUAACUGGAUUGCAGCAAAUACCAAGGAGUGUCCCAAAUGUCAUGUGACUAUUGAAAAGGACGGCGGCUGUAACCACAUGGUGUGCCGUAAUCAGAACUGUAAGGCGGAGUUCUGUUGGGUUUGUCUCGGCCCGUGGGAGCCGCAUGGCUCAGCCUGGUACAACUGCAAUCGCUACAAUGAAGAUGAUGCAAAAGCAGCCAGAGAUGCCCAGGAGAUUGUAAUCCCAGGUUCCUGUGUAUGUUUGGUGCAGCGGUCCCGCGCAGCACUCCAGCGCUAUCUCUUCUACUGCAACCGCUACAUGAACCACAUGCAGAGCCUGCGCUUUGAGCACAAGCUGUAUGCACAGGUCAAGCAGAAGAUGGAGGAGAUGCAGCAGCACAACAUGUCGUGGAUCGAAGUGCAGUUCCUGAAGAAGGCCGUGGACGUGCUGUGUCAGUGCCGCUCCACGCUCAUGUUCACCUACGUCUUUGCCUUCUACCUCAAGAAGAACAACCAGUCCAUCAUCUUCGAGAACAAUCAGGCUGACCUGGAGAAUGCCACGGAGGUGCUGUCAGGAUAUCUGGAGCGAGACAUCUCCCAGGAUUCAUUGCAAGACAUCAAACAGAAAGUCCAGGACAAGUAUAGAUACUGUGAGAGUCGACGGCGAGUGCUGCUGCAACAUGUGCACGAGGGCUAUGAGAAGGACUUAUGGGAGUACAUAGAGGACUGAGGAGGACUCCUCUAACCAUGAACUCUCUGCAAGGAAAAGACUCUCCAGCGGUUCAAAGAGCGCUGUUGUGCCCCAUCACAGCCCCGCUUUCGGCCAUCUCCACAGAUCCUCUCCAUGUUGCAUCCUCUUUUCCAUAGCUGUUCAUUUUUGUUUGUUUGUUUGUUUUUAUUGAGAGUUUAAGUUAAUUUUAUUCUAAUAAAAGUUAGACUAUUAAAAGACCAACCCCCCAAUGUCAGUAUUGCAGUUUGCGGCAGAGUUGAUUGUGAACACAGCGAGGAAAUGUAUUAUUCCCUUCUACUGUGUUUUUUUUGUGGAGAAUACAUCAGUAGUCGGUUUUGAUGAUUUCAUUUUAUUUUUUUUUAGUUCUUUUAAUAGAUUGAUUUGAAAUGGGCUUAAGCGUAGCUUUACAUGUCAGAGCCACCUGCAGUUUGGAAUGCUCGUAUUCGUGGCUUGCUUCUUGUUUUCUUCAAGGGCCUUUAGGGGAGGGUGGCGUGUAUUUCAAGCUGUAUAUAACGUGCGUGCAUGGAAGAUGGCGAGGGACGUUCUUUUCUUCCACAGAAAUAUUUAUUCUUUACAGAUAUUCAAGAAUGUGUUUGAGGCCCAGUGUGGCAGGGGGGCUUCAGCUUCACAUAUGUAGUGUUUGUGUUUGUUUUUUCAGUUAAAACUUGGAUGCUAGAGGAUGUUAAAUCCAAGAGAGGGUGCAGAAUAUCAGCUCUGGAAGAAACGGUCAGCAAAAACAGUAGCUUUAAUUUAAAAUCGUCCACUGUUGCUCCUGACUGGCAGUCAAGAGCAGCAGAUCCGUUCUGAAGGUGAACAUAUAGAUGACUUUGGAAAUGUCUUUCAUUUUAACCAGCUGGCCAACCUUAAUUUACUCACUGACCUGAACAUCCACAACGCCCUCCCCUUCCCAACACAGCUGUGACGUGAUGGGUAACACAGGACUACUUGUUUUUGAGAGCAAACAUGAGUGAUAUUCACUCAAAUUGAAAAGACAGCACGCAUUUCUGCAGCGUUUUUGUUUUGUUUUCUUUUUUUGUUUUGUUUUGUUUUUUUUAAGAAUAUGCACCUGCACCUUUUUGAGCAUUUGAGGAGAUGGCACACUGAAAGCUGUGCUCGCCAGCCGAGUGGUGACUGGUCUUACUAAUGCUGGUUACCAAAGCACUAUGAGGAUUAAAGGGGAACUUCAGUGGAUUUCAACCUGAUCUAUGAUUGGAGCAGCUGUAUUGUAUGGUCAUUUACCACAGACAGUAAUUUCAAUACGUUUCCCACAACUUGGAAAAGAACAGAAAUCCUGUUGACUCAAAAUGCAUUUAGAAUGGAAGCCAAUGGGCAGAUGCUUCUGAGUUUCAAAUCAGCGCUUCUGUUAUUUUAUUAAGUGCAUUAAGAUGAUUCCUUGAAAUGAAUGAAAGCUUGUGUGGUGGAGCCAAGCUGCUUCUCGUUGGUUGGAAGUUGGCCUGUGACACUAAUGCAAAGCAAUGCUAACAACACUAAUGUACAGGAAGGACGCAGAACACACGUUCAGCUUGUAUGAUGAGAUCUUGUUUUGGUGCAGAUUUAUCCAUGUUUUACUUUACGCUUGUUUGCCAGACUUUAAAUUUUAGAUGAUUUUUAUUUGUAUUAAUCAUUUCAUAAACACUUGUUUGAAUAGUC